UUUGGUCGUGGUUGUGGUCGUUCCCCAUUGCUGUACCUUUCUCUCUGCGUUUGCUUUGCUUUGCUUUCUCCGUCGGUUUUCUUGCUCCGAUUUAGGGUUUUCCAGAUCAUGGAGAUGGAACGCGUGACCGACUUCCCGCACACGCACAUGGAUCGGCGGCCCAGGAAGAGGGCUCGCUUGGGCUGGGACGUGCCUGAGGCGCCUGAGGCCCAGGUAGGAAUGUUUUGUGGACAAGAGGUUGGCCUUAUGACAAGCUUUGCACCAUCAACAGCACCCUCAGACUAUAUUACUAGCUGUCUAUUUGUAAAGGGAGGUGCUCGAAAUGGUUCUCCUCCAUGGAGAGAAGAUGACAAAGAUGGGCAUUACAUGUUUGAGCUUGGAGAUAAUUUAACAUCACGCUACAAGAUUCACAGCAAAAUGGGUGAAGGAACAUUUGGCCAGGUAUUAGAAUGCUGGGACAGGGAAAAGAAGGAAAUGGUUGCUAUUAAGAUUGUCAGGGGGAUUAAGAAGUAUCGUGAGGCAGCAAUGAUCGAAAUUGAUGUUCUACUGCAGCUGGGAAGGCAUGAUAAGGGUGGCAAUCGUUGUGUACAAAUACGGAACUGGUUUGACUAUCGUAACCAUAUCUGUAUUGUGUUUGAGAAGCUUGGACCAAGCUUAUACGAUUUUCUACGGAAAAACAAUUAUCGCUCGUUUCCCGUUGAUCUUGUCCGUGAGAUUGGAAGACAACUGUUGGAAUGUGUAGCAUUUAUGCAUGAUUUGCGCCUCAUACACACCGAUCUGAAACCUGAGAAUAUCCUUCUUGUUUCUCCAGAGUAUUUGAAAGUCCCAGAUUACAAGGGCUCGUCUCGGUCACCGAGGGACAGUUCCUACAUUAAAAGGGUCCCUAAAUCGAGUGCCAUUAAAGUGAUUGAUUUUGGUAGCACAACGUAUGAACGUCAGGACCAGACAUACAUUGUAUCAACACGACAUUAUCGGGCUCCUGAGGUCAUUCUUGGACUUGGAUGGAGCUAUCCCUGUGACGUGUGGAGUGUUGGUUGCAUUCUUGUGGAGUUGUGCACGGGUGAGGCAUUAUUCCAAACCCACGAGAACCUAGAGCACCUUGCAAUGAUGGAAAGAGUGCUAGGUCCUCUGCCUCCGCACAUGUUGAAGAGAGCAGACCGACAUGCGGAGAAGUACGUUAGAAGGGGAAGGUUAGACUGGCCAGAAGGUGCUGCCUCUAGAGAAAGCAUCAGAGCAGUUCUUAAGCUUCCGCGUCUUCAGAACUUGAUAAUGCAGCACGUAGACCAUUCGGCAGGAGACCUGAUACAUUUGUUACAGGGGUUACUCAGAUACGAUCCCUUGGACAGACUGACAGCUCGGGAAGCUCUCAGGCACCCUUUUUUCACGAGGGAUCACCUCCGGGGGUAGCCCCUCCGAUCUGCCAUAGCAGAUCGGCCAAGACCCCCUGUAUAUAGCUAGCACGGGUGGCUUUCGGGGGCAGCACCGCCUGAAUAAAAUUCUCUCUUUUGGCCCCUUUCACCAAAUGGCCCCUGCGAUGCUAUCUAACUUCGGGGCCGUUGACCUCCAAAUUCUGAAAAUGUGUAGUUAACAGCAACAGAUAACCUGAAUCAGUGAUUUAUUAUUAAUUGGAAAUUCUUGUGUUAAA
Messenger RNA from Syzygium oleosum, 1645 nucleotides. Its product is annotated as serine/threonine-protein kinase AFC2. The coding region runs from base 109 to 1407 and encodes 432 amino acids. The record is from RefSeq and is a predicted model, not a curated record. The transcript has 12 exons. Gene Ontology annotation, molecular function: protein kinase activity; ATP binding. Gene Ontology annotation, biological process: protein phosphorylation. Gene Ontology annotation, cellular component: nucleus. Lineage: Eukaryota; Viridiplantae; Streptophyta; Magnoliopsida; Myrtales; Myrtaceae.